UCGUGUUGGGCCAUUGCAACGGUGGCGGCCAUUUCGGACCGCAUAUGUAUCGCGUCGGGCGGUAGACAACAGCCGGAGAUAUCGGUUGAGGACGCGUUGGCCUGCAAUGGGUUUAGUGACGCCAAUUGUGUGGGCAGUCGGCCAGACGUCGCCUGGUUUUACUACAUCAGAGAGGGAGUCGUGUCCGGCGGCGGGUAUGGCAGCCAUCGGGGCUGUAGACCUUAUUCAGUGCCCGGCACUGACCCCGCCAUUGAUAGCGCUUCUACCGGACCCACACCUGUAUGCGAGCGCCAGUGUAUUGAUGGCUAUAACAAGACAUACGCCAACGACAAACACUACGGAUCUUUUGUCUACGGCUUUGACCACAAGAACCGUGAGGUUCAGCGCGAGAUCAUGACUAACGGUCCCGUUGUGGCCGGAUUUGCGUAUAAGUCCGGUGUAUACCAACAAAUGACCGGCGAUAUUAGAGGCGGACACUCCGUUAAAAUAAUCAAAUGGGGCCGGGAGUCGGGUGUGGACUACUGGCUGGUGGCCAACUCGUGGGGCACCAAAUUGGGUGACCGCGGCUUUUUCAAAAUACGUCGGGGUAAUGAU
Molecule: messenger RNA, 594 nt
Organism: Medioppia subpectinata
Lineage: Eukaryota; Metazoa; Arthropoda; Arachnida; Sarcoptiformes; Oppiidae
Source: the annotation of a GenBank genome assembly